Molecule: messenger RNA, 1662 nt
Organism: Drosophila kikkawai
Lineage: Eukaryota; Metazoa; Arthropoda; Insecta; Diptera; Drosophilidae
Gene: Cyp4aa1
Product: Probable cytochrome P450 4aa1
Molecular function (GO): iron ion binding; monooxygenase activity; heme binding
Source: RefSeq, a predicted model, not a curated record
UGUCGGCGGAUAAGUAGCCCUAAAAUCGGAAAUAUAUAUAAAGCUAUAUACUAGCGUAAUAUAACUUCACCGUCUAAGUGCGGCAAGGACUUGCAAGUGAUUAAGAUUUGUGUGAAUUAAGUCAAAAUGUUUGUGGAAAAAGUGUUUGAGCGUGCCACCAAGCUGGAGUUGUUCUCGCUCCUGCUGCUCAUGGUGAUCACUUUGAGUAUCUACACAUUCUAUGCGACCUUAAACACGUACCUGAAAUCGGUGCUUUUGAUGCUGAGGCUUACGGGACCGCCAUUGGUGCCAUUUCUGGGAAACUGUCACCUGAUCACGGACAAAGGGGUGAUGCAAAAAUGGUGCGGCAAUGCCUAUAAGCUAUAUGGCUCCGUCGUACGCAUUUGGGUACUCCUCUUCCCCUUCUUCGCCGUUCUAGAUCCCGAAGAUCUUCAGGUGAUUCUCUCCUCCAAGAAACACACCAACAAGGCGUUCGUCUACCGGCUGAUGCACAAUUUCCUUGGUGAUGGUCUCAUCACCAGCAGUGGCUCCAAGUGGAGCAACCACCGGCGGCUCAUUCAGCCUGCCUUCCAUCUCAGCCUGCUGGAAAAAUUCAUUGACACCUUUGUGGAUGCCUCACAGUCGCUGUACGAGAACCUAGAUGCCUCUGCCAAGGGCCAGGACAUCAACAUAGCCAAGUAUGUGAACAACUGCGUGGUGGGCAUACUAAAUGAGGCCGUUCUGGGCGUGCCCAUCAAGAAGAGGGACCAGGAUAUGGUCAACAUGGAGGACUCACCUUUCCGCCAGGGCAAGCUCAUGAUGCCCCAGCGCUUCACACGUCCUUGGCUGCUACUGGAUGGAGUCUAUCACUGGACCAAUAUGGCCAACGAUGAGCUGAACCAGAAGAAGCGUCUUAAUGACUUCACACGCCAGAUGAUCAAGCGACGUCGCCAGAUGCAGAAUAAUAACAAUGGGAACGACGAGCGCAGGUGCCUGCUGGACUUUAUGAUCGAGAUCUCCGACAGCAAUCCCGACUUCACCGAAGAGGACAUCGUAAACGAGGCCUGCACUUUUAUGUUGGCUGGCCAGGAUUCCGUGGGCGCCGCCGUCGCCUUCACUCUUUUCCUGCUGACCCAGAAUGCCGACUGUCAAGAGCGUUGUUGCCAGGAGCUGGAGACUAUCUUUGAGGGCAGCAACAGGGCUCCUACGAUGACGGAUUUGCGGGAGAUGCGCUACAUGGAGAUGUGCAUCAAGGAGGCACUGCGUCUUUACCCCAGUGUGCCACUGAUGUCCCGCAAGCUGGGCGAGGAGGUGCGCCUAAAGGAUUACACACUGCCCGCCGGCAGCAAUGUCUUGAUCUGCCCCUAUGCCACCCACCGGCUAGAGCACAUCUACCCCGAACCGGAAAAGUUUAUACCAGAGCGAUUCUCCCCUGAGAACUCGGAGCACCGCCAUCCGUACGCCUUUCUACCAUUCAGUGCUGGGCCGAGGUACUGCAUUGGCAAUCGUUUUGCCAUUAUGGAGAUGAAGACCAUAGUGUCGCGGCUGUUGCGUAGCUUCCACCUGCUACCCGUGCCAGGCAAGACUACCUUUGAGGCCACCUUCCGGAUUACUCUUCGUGCUUCCGGCGGCCUGUGGGUGCACCUCAAGCCCCGCGAUCACCCGCUAGCCGAUCACUAACCC